AUGCCGAUUGGAGCUUGUCCCACUUUCCUGGAUGGCCAUUGCCCCAUGUCCAAUCUCAGUUCGAACUGGGCCGAUCCCAUCAUGAACAUCACGGUAGCUAAGGAUGAAGAAGUUACCGAGGGUCACCCAUUAUCCUUCUAUCUCAUUAUCAUUGCUGGCGUCACACUAUCCACCAUGACAAACAUCGGCAAUAUCAUGGUUAUGCUAAGUUUCAAGAUCGACAGGAAUCUUCAGUCAGUAACAAACUAUUUCCUCUUCAGUCUAGCAGUAGCUGAUAUGUCGAUCGGGUUAAUAUCAAUUCCUUUCAUGACCUAUUACACUGCCGUGGGCUCUUGGAAUAUUGGUUACACCGCAUGUCAAUUCUGGCUUUGUAUGGAUUAUCUGAUGUCCAAUGCUUCUGUGAUGAAUCUGGUGUUGAUAUCAAUUGAUCGCUACUUCUCAGUAACAAGACCACUGACGUAUCGGCCAAAGAGAACCAAGAACAAAGCUCUAAUGAUGAUAGCCUCUACCUACAUCAUAUCUGCUUUGCUAUGGCCCCCUUGGAUCAUUGGAUGGCCAUACAUUGACGGAAAGUUCACCGAACCUGAUGGAUCUUGUUACAUUCAAUUCCUUGAAACAAGUCCUAUCAUUACUUUCAUAACAGCUUGUUGUGCUUUCUACAUUCCGAUUCUGGUGAUGACUUUUCUGUACAUGAGAGUUUAUGCUGUUGCCAAACGAAGAACCAAAGUUUUCGGAACAACAUUCAAAGAGUCCAAGAAAAUCACUGGAGGCCAAUCAGUGAAAAGCACAGGCAAUCAGAGUGAUGUGGUUACAACACAUCAGGACGAUGGAGAAGUCGAGAAGAAAAGAAAAGCAAGACGUCCUGAGAACAAAGCCGCUCGUACUCUUCUGGCAAUCACUUUGGCAUUCUUCAUAACUUGGCUUCCUUACGACAUUCUUGUUCUCUGGGAACAUUUCAACCCUCACUCAACACCUGCUUGGCUCUGGUCUUUUUCCUAUGCUCUUUGCUAUGUUAACUCUACCCUGAAUCCUAUUUGUUAUGCUUUAGGAAAUCCAAGAUACCGGAAAACAUAUCUUCAAAUUAUCAAGUGUCAAUGGGGGAAGAGGAAUAGCAGUGUGGACUGGAGGAGGUCUACGAUUGAUGAAAAAAUUUGA
Messenger RNA from Auanema sp. JU1783, 1155 nucleotides. The record is from the annotation of a GenBank genome assembly. NCBI's taxonomy places the organism in Eukaryota, Metazoa, Nematoda, Chromadorea, Rhabditida, Rhabditidae.